Molecule: messenger RNA, 1149 nt
Organism: Balaenoptera musculus (blue whale)
Lineage: Eukaryota; Metazoa; Chordata; Mammalia; Artiodactyla; Balaenopteridae
Gene: RHO
Product: rhodopsin
Exons: 6
Coding region: 16-1065 (349 amino acids)
Biological process (GO): visual perception; phototransduction; G protein-coupled receptor signaling pathway
Cellular component (GO): membrane; photoreceptor outer segment
Molecular function (GO): G protein-coupled receptor activity
Source: RefSeq, a predicted model, not a curated record
GUCCCCAUUGGAGGGAUGAAGACCCUGAGGCCUGGAGAAGGGAGCAGCUGCAGAGGACACGCAGUGACGGGCGUGGUGCGCAGCCCCUUCGAGUACCCGCAGUACUACCUGGCUGAGCCGUGGCAGUUCUCCGUGCUGGCCGCCUACAUGUUCCUGCUGAUCGUGCUCGGCUUCCCCAUCAACUUCCUCACACUCUACGUCACGGUCCAGCACAAGAAGCUGCGCACGCCUCUCAACUACAUCCUGCUCAACCUGGCCGUGGCCAACCUCUUCAUGGUCUUCGGUGGCUUCACCACCACCCUCUACACCUCUCUGCACGCGUACUUCGUCUUCGGGCCCACGGGGUGCAACGCGGAGGGCUUCUUUGCCACCCUGGGCGGUGAAAUUGCCCUGUGGUCCUUGGUGGUCCUGGCCAUCGAGCGGUACGUGGUGGUGUGUAAGCCCAUGAGCAACUUCCGCUUCGGGGAGAGCCAUGCCAUCAUGGGCCUCGCCGUCACCUGGAUCAUGGCUCUGGCCUGUGCCGCGCCCCCCCUCGUCGGCUGGUCCAGGUACAUCCCGGAGGGAAUGCAGUGCUCGUGCGGGAUUGACUACUACACGCUCUCGCCAGAGGUCAACAAUGAGUCCUUCGUCAUCUACAUGUUCGUGGUCCACUUCUCCAUCCCCCUGAUCAUCAUCUUCUUCUGCUACGGGCAGCUGGUCUUCACAGUCAAGGAGGCGGCUGCCCAACAGCAGGAGUCGGCCACCACGCAGAAGGCCGAGAAGGAGGUCACUCGCAUGGUCAUCAUCAUGGUCGUGGCUUUCCUGAUUUGCUGGGUGCCCUAUGCCAGCGUGGCGUUCUACAUUUUCACCCACCAGGGCUCCAACUUUGGCCCCAUCUUCAUGACCAUCCCGUCGUUCUUUGCCAAGAGUUCCUCCAUCUACAACCCCGUCAUCUACAUCAUGAUGAACAAGCAGUUCCGGAACUGCAUGCUCACCACCCUGUGCUGUGGCAGGAGCCCACUGGCUGACGAUGAGGUCUCCACCACUGCCUCCAAGACAGAGACCAGCCAGGUGGCGCCUGCCUAAGGACUCUGUGGCCAACUGUAGGAGUCUCCCAGCCCCCGCCCUCCACCCCAGCCGCCCCAUCAGGAGCCGUGCCUGUCGGAACCA